AUGGCCUACAAAGUGCUUUUUCUGGUUGUCUGUGCUGGUCUGUGCUUCACGAUACCUUGCUUAGGCUCCGUACAGCAUCCGACGCUGUCGUCAUGCUCUCUGGCGCAGGACCUGACCGUCAGUGGCGUGAGCAUAUCCAACGCCAAGGUGGGCCAAACGAUGCUGUUUAACUACACGGGUGACCUGACGACCCUCCUGGCGAACUCCCCAGUGUUAAACCUUACAAUGACCGCGAAAACAUCAGGAAACAUAAUCCCAUGCUUUUUGAACGUGGGAUCAUGUCAGUACAAGCUGUGCGGCGGUACCACCACCAUUGAACAAGAGAUCGGGGCGCCGUGGGACAACAGGGGCCCGAUCUCAGUCAUGACCUACACGAGCAGCGUCGCCAUUGCAAUACCGUCUGAGGCGUCUGUGGUCAUUGGGGACGGAAAAAUGCACCUCAAGAUCGUUGCAAUGAAUGGCGGCAGUGUCAUUGGGUGCACGGAGCUCGACUUCAACAUCACGGAAAAUUAA
This is a messenger RNA of Ixodes scapularis (black-legged tick), 513 nucleotides long. RefSeq lists its product as uncharacterized. Lineage: Eukaryota; Metazoa; Arthropoda; Arachnida; Ixodida; Ixodidae. The coding region runs from base 1 to 513 and encodes 170 amino acids. Gene Ontology annotation, molecular function: enzyme activator activity; lipid carrier activity. Gene Ontology annotation, biological process: lipid transport; ganglioside catabolic process. Gene Ontology annotation, cellular component: cytoplasmic side of plasma membrane. The record is from RefSeq and is a predicted model, not a curated record. The transcript has 5 exons.